Molecule: messenger RNA, 394 nt
Organism: Aethina tumida (small hive beetle)
Lineage: Eukaryota; Metazoa; Arthropoda; Insecta; Coleoptera; Nitidulidae
Gene: ND-B8
Product: NADH dehydrogenase [ubiquinone] 1 alpha subcomplex subunit 2
Exons: 3
Coding region: 73-348 (91 amino acids)
Source: RefSeq, a predicted model, not a curated record
CUUGUUUUUGACAAUUGGAAUGUUUUUCUUUUAAAUUGUCAAAUUACAAAUUAAUUAUAAUUUAAAUAAAAAAUGGCUUCUGCGGUGAGAUUUUCAUCGUGCUUGAAAGAAUUGAGGAUUCAUUUAUGUCAGUCGGGCGCUUCUAGUAAAGGUGUUAGGGAGUUUAUUGAGCAAAGUUAUGUUGAUCUGAAGAAAGCAAAUCCAAAAUUCCCAAUUCUUAUUAGGGAAUGUUCAGGAAUCCAACCCAAAUUGUGGGCUAGGUUUGAAAAAGGAAAGGAACAGUGCUUUUCAUUGAAGGAUUUACAAGCAAGUGAGGUUCUCAAUAAAAUCAGCUCUAUUGCCAAGUAACUGUUAUGUAGAUAUGUAUUUAAUAAAAUUUAGAUAUUAGAAUUAA